Molecule: messenger RNA, 5964 nt
Organism: Parus major (Great Tit)
Lineage: Eukaryota; Metazoa; Chordata; Aves; Passeriformes; Paridae
Gene: RANBP3
Product: RAN binding protein 3
Exons: 17
Coding region: 97-1668 (523 amino acids)
Biological process (GO): protein export from nucleus
Cellular component (GO): cytoplasm; nuclear pore
Molecular function (GO): GTPase activator activity
Source: RefSeq, a predicted model, not a curated record
GCGGCCGUAAAUCGGGGCGUGCGCGGCGUGCGGGGCCCGCAGCGAGCGGUGCCGUCCGGUUGCGCGAUGCAUUGUGGGUGCGGCUGAGGAAGUAAAAUGGCGGACCUGGCAAACGAAGAAAAACCUGCCAUUGCUCCACCUGUCUUUGUAUUUCAGAAGGAUAAAGCGCAGAAGAGAUCUGGAGAUGGAUCAAGUCCAGAAGAUGGAGAUGAAUCUGAUCGAGAGGAUGGAAGUUACUGUCCACCUGUAAAACGUGAGAGAACUUCAUCUUUGACUCAGUUCCCUCCUUCUCAGUCAGUAACAAAGAACAAUGUCUUUAUGCCAUCAAGUUUCUGUGAACCCUCUACAGGCAAUUCUGACUCAGAACCAGAGGAAAAGAGCAGUGGAUUCCGGCUUAAGCCACCAAUACUUAUCCAUGGUCAGGCACCUAGUGCAGGUCUCCCUAGCCAGAAACCGAAGGAACAGCAGCGAAGUGUGCUCCGUCCAGCAGUAUUACAGGCACCACAGCCAAAAGCUUUCUCACAGAUGGUUCUCAGCAGUGGCACCAAUGGUGUAAAUAUCCCCCCAGAUUCUGCAGCCAUAUCAGAAUCACCAAGUGAUGCAACACUGAAAAGUUCCAACUCUGAAGACAAGGCACCACAAUGUCAGAAAAAGGAGUCCAACAAUACUUCAGAUGAUGACAGCUGUGAGAAGGCUGAACUAAAUGCACACCAAGCAUUUGUUUUUGGGCAAAAUUUAAGAGAUAGAGUUAAGCUAGGAGAUGAAAGCGAUGAAACUACUGAUGUGCAGAAUGCUGGUCUUCUGACAUCAGAUAUACCUUCUGCAACAAACUAUUUUCUACAGUACAUCAGUUCCAGUGUAGAGAACUCUAUGAACAGUGCAGAUGCGUCUAGCAACAAGUUUGUUUUUGGACAGAACAUGAGUGAGCGAGUCCUAGUGAGUAUCCACUAUAGUCCACCAAAAUCAAAUGAAGGUAGUACAGAGAGUAAUAAGGAGAAUGCUUCUACAGAGUCUGGGUCUGAAUCGUCUUCUCAGGAGGCCACACCAGAAAAAGCUAAUAAUAUUUCAGAAUCACUGGCAGAGUCUGCAGCAGCCUAUACUAAAGCAACAGCAAGGAAGUGUUUAUUAGCGAAGGUAGAAGUGAUUACUGGGGAGGAAGCUGAAAGUAACGUCUUACAGAUUCAGUGCAAGCUGUUUGUAUUUGAUAAAAGCUCUCAGUCUUGGGUGGAAAGAGGUCGAGGGCUCCUGAGACUCAAUGAUAUGGCCUCAACAGAUGAUGGAACAUUACAGUCUCGACUGGUGAUGAGGACUCAGGGGAGUCUCAGGUUAAUCUUAAAUACCAAGCUCUGGGCUCAGAUGCAGAUUGAUAAAGCCAGUGAGAAGAGUAUCCGGAUCACCGCCAUGGAUACAGAGGACCAAGGAGUGAAAGUUUUUCUUAUAUCAGCAAGCUCUAAAGAUACAGGGCAGUUGUAUGCUGCAUUGCACCAUCGGAUCUUGGCCUUGCGCAGUAGAGUGGAACAAGAGCAAGAAGUCAAGAAUGUAGCACCUGAGCCAGAGGUAACACAGUCAAAUGAGGAAGACAGUGAUGAUGAUGUCAUUGCACCUUCAGGAUCAGUUGGAAGUGGUCCUAAUGAUGAAGGUGAUGGGCAGAACACUGGCAGCACAUAGCAGAUGUGAGCCAAUCUGCUUGCAAGGCUGCUAUGAACACCAUCUUGCAGGCGUCUCUGGAUACCCCAGGCCAGCAAUUACUUCAGGCGAUGUUGAAAGCUCCAAGACUUAAGAACUGUGCAUCUCUGUUCUGUUUGUUUGGGUUUUUGGUCUGGAUCAGUAGAUUCCACACACACACAAAAAAAAAAAGCAGACUUGGAAGCUACCUGAAUGUGGUUUGGGACGUUGAAAGCUCAUCAUAUUGAUGAGCAAAAAAAAAAAAAAAUAAAAAAAAAUCCAACCCCAAAACAACAAAAACACAAAAUGCAACCACCCCCAACCAUUUUCCCUCUUCCUUGUAAUUAAAAUGGCACAUUACAGCUUGUCACAGCUUUUCAUUGGGAUCUUUUGGCUGUUUCUUCAGUAGUUCAUGUCUUGCAGGUCUCCAAGAUAGAACUUUUCAACACGGUUCCAACUUGAAUUCUGCUUUUAUAACCCCUACUCUCCUUUAUGCAGGGAAACCUGGUUCUCAUCAGCUCCUAUGCUCACUGGCUGCCCUUUUGGGUUCCUUUUUUUUUGUACUGCAGAUGGGGCAGAUUAUGUUUUUACCUUUUAAUCCCAACAUAGGUUGUGGAUGUGGACAUCAUUGUUUGCUGUCUAGUGGGUUUGUAAUCAGAAAGAAAGAAAACAUUGUGUUUCACCAGAAAAGUUUUUUUAAUGUGAUAAUAAGAAACUUUAAAGUCUGCAGGACGUUUUGCUGACUCCUUUUUUUCUUCCCAUUUCAUUAUUAUUUUUUGGGGAUUUGUAUUGUGGUGAGACUUUUUUAUUUUAGCUUUUCAAUAAGAUGCUCUUGUGUGUUGAAAAAGUGAAAUUAUUGUUUUGUACUGUUCUUUUCUGUUACUAUUUAAGGGAGAGCUAAGCCACUAUAUAUAAUAGAUGUUGCAUACAAUUUUUCUUAGAAAAUGUUGUUUUUAUGGCUACAGUAAAAUGCAGGAGGCAUACAAAUUACACCUUCAGAAAAGGUAAUGACAAAACAGCUGUUAGCCCUUGGAAGAAUAAAAUAGACUCUUGUAAUGAGCUCUGCCAGCCAUUAAAAUAAAUCUGUAUAAUAAAGCAGCUCUCAUGUAAUGGCUUGAUUCAACAAGCCAUUUAAGUACUUGCCUGACUUAACUGUAUGUGAAUAAUCUUACUGAAGUCAAUGCAACUUUUCAUGCUUAAAGUUGAGGACAUUUUUAAAGAUCUUGCUGAAUUAAUGGCCUUAAAUAGAAAAUUUAACUUCUAACCCUUCCUGUCCCCAUUCCAUUUACUGAAGUCUUGCAGCAUGAAGAAAAAGGUAAUACGCCAGCCUUGAGUAGUUUGGGCUAAAGGUUAUUGUAUUCUGUUCCACCACAAAUAAAAGGAAGAAUGUGUUUUUCUGUGUGAAAUUCUGAAGUACACCAACUGUAACCAUAACUCACUCUUUUUUUUUUGUUUGUUUGUUUUGUGUGUUUUUUAAUCAUUUGAGCCUUUUAUGUGAAAGUUGUUUUAUUUUCUUAUUGAAACAUAUGCUAUGUUCUUGUCCAGCAAGGUUGGAAUUUGGUAGUCACCAGGUCACUUUCACUAUAAAUUCUCCAAAUUGUUCUAUUUUCUUUAUAAAUAGUUUGCUGAUAGAUAGUUUCUGACUUUCAUGCUUGCUCCUUUUUAGGUUAAGGAUCUAAAAUGCAUCACCUAAAAGAAAAUGAAAGGGGAAGAAGCAUUUGAUGUAGCAUGAACUGAAAGCAGAAACCCAGGUUAUAGCACAAAAUCAACUUAGAAACUGAGUAUUCAAACAGCAAAAACCCUUUAUUUCCUCUAUUUUAAUGAAACAAACUUUUCACUGGCAGUCAAGAACAAGUCUUCCCCUGUUUUUUGUUGUUAGCCAUCACUGAAGACUGAUGCUCUUGGGACAGAGGGUGCUUUUACUUUCCCUGAUAGCCAGUUGAAGGAACAUCUGUGAUUACUUUUCUGGCAAUUGAAAAUGGCUAAUGAUAAGCUGUGCCACUGCAUCUUGUUCUCUCUGGAUUGUCCACUCAUGCCUUCUUGCAUUUUGGUUUUCUUUUUCCCUCAGAGUUACAGGGCUUUUUACUGAUGAACAGACCUAUUGCUGCACCCCUACUCUUGCCAUGCUUCAACUGGAACAUGGCAGGUUCCUUAGUACCCACCACACAAUCGUUUCUGCAUCACAAGGUCUGGGGACUUCUAAGUAAGUGAUCUGCAUUUUGGAUCUGGGAUCUUUUUACAUAGUUGAGAUACUCAGAUACAAACUACUCUUUUGAAACACCCUUGCACCAUAAAGCUGUUUCUUGUCAGCACCUUGUUCAUAAGGAAAAUUAAUAAAGUGUCUUGGCCAUCAGGGCCUACUAGGAAAACAGGCAUUAUUUCCUGGUUCCUAGGUCCCACAUUUUCUAUGGUGUCCAUGCUGAAUCUCUCUUUGAAGUGUUUUACCUAAAAUUCAAUUGAUGGUGCAUGAAGAUUCAGAAAAAUGGAAUAAGAAUGCUUGCUUUGGGUUUUGGUGGUACACAAUCACCUACAGCUUUCUAAAAAAUCUGGCAACUGUUUACUGAUGCAGAUUUUAUUUUUAGCUAGAAGCUUUGCAUAAAUGUUUAUAGUGAAAGUAGAAAUGUUGCUGUGCAUCCCAACAAAAUUGGCAGUGGGUUUAGUUCAGGCUCUGCCCAGCAAGAUAAGUUAGGCCAAAGCAAAACCCUGACUUAGCUCUCUGCUUUCAGCCUUAGUAAACCAGCGACAGGCAAAACCAGAUAAAUGCCCAUAUGUCUCAAAAGAUCUGUGUAAGACUGUCAUAUCAAAAGGUACAUGGGAAUUAGAUUAAAACCUGUGUCAGCAAGUAAGCAAACAAAACACCCUGAGCCCUGUGUUGCAUUUCCUGUACUGAGCAGCUGCUAUUUGAGGGCUGUCCAGCUCUGCUGCCUUAGAGCACUCUUCCCCUUAAUCAUGCUCCUGCUCCAUCCUUCUCCUUUGGCCUCUUGUUAGCUUUUGUGUGGUGUUGACAAUUCCUGUAUAGCCUGUGUGGCUGCUGAUCCACACAGGCACAGCCUUUCAGAUUUCCAAGUGGAAAGAAAAUACAGAAGAAUGUAGUAAAGUUGAACAUUCUUGCUGAUAAUUCAACAGUGUACUCUGGCAACCAGGAGUACCAGCUAUGUCCUGGUGUGACAUUUGGCACAGCCAGGUGAAGGAGGGGAUUGUGUCUCUCUGCUCUGCACUGGGGCAGUCUCACCUUGAAUUCUGAGGGCAGUUUUGGGCACCACAGUAUAAAAAAGACAUUAAGCUAAUAGUGUCCAAAGAAGGGCUGCAAGUAUGGGGAAGGGUCUAGAGGGGAAGCCACAUGAAGAACUGCUGCGUAAACUGCUGAGGGCACUUGGUUUGUUCAGCCUGGAGAAGGAGAGACUGAGGGGAUACCUCAGUGCAGUCUUCAACCUCCUCAUGAUGGGCAGGUACCAGUCUCUACACUCUCAUUACCAAUGACAGAGCUUGAGGAAACAGCGUGAAUCUGAGUCAGGGGAGGUUUAGCUUGGAUACCAGGAAGUUUUUCACCCAGAGGGUGAUUUUAGAACUGGAGCAGGCUCCUCAGGACAGUGGUCACUGCACCAAGUCUGAGUUGAAGAAGCAUUUGGACAAUGCUCUUAGUCCAUAAUCCCAUAGAGUGAGAUUAUUAGGGUGCCCUGUGCAGGGCCAGGAUCUAGACUUGAUGAUCCUGAUGGGUCCCUUCCAACUGAGUGUGCUCUAUGAUUUUAUGAAAAUGUUGCUAGAAUGGUGAUGUCACUGAAACCUGAAGUAAGCCUCUUAUCCAUAGAAUGAAAAUAUGACACACACAGGAAAUAGAAAUAUUAAGGUAAGAGAAUGUUAUCAUUACAUCAUCUUUCUGUCGUCCAGUUUCCCAUGCUUUAGGGAAGACAGGACAGGAAAUUAUCUAAAUAAAUGAGUGCUCAGCCAUCCUGCACUAGAACUAGGGUGGGAGGUGACCAGAUUCUUAGAAAUCUGCAGGAAUUAAAACCCUCCAACUUUAUAAUGGCUCCUUUCUGUUCUCUGAAGUAUCAAUUGAAGGUAUUGCUUGGGUAUUACUGCCAUUAGAUGACUGUUCCUAAUAUGUCCCCUUCUGCAGUUCAACUGGUCUCUUGCUCUCCCACUGAGUGUAGAAAAUGGAUUAUUUACUUUCUAAAAACAUGCUGCAUAUUUCAAAAUUUACCGUGUUUCCCAUAAUCUUCUCUAGUUUUAGGAAUUCCAGUUAUGAUAAUUGCCAUAAUUUGUCACACAUGAUUUCAUUAAACUGACUUUUCACUGUGU